AUGUGUUCCUUCUCAAGACUUGCACAAUCUGGUGCUGAACUGCCUCUGGCUAGAACUGUCCGUCUCAACGUUCUUAAAGAGGGAAAAUCACCCAAUUUGAUUUUCAAUCAUCACUUGACGGGCUUCGGAAUAUUCUCAUUCAGUGAUGUUGGAUCAGUUCACAAUAUUGAAAACAUGUUACUUAGGACCACAUUCUGCUGUGAGGAAGAACAUUGGAAUGACUACGUAUGCACGCCGAACCUAUUGACUGCUGAUGACCCUGUGCACAAGUUCUCAGGCAUCAAAUGCAUGAACAGCACCAGACCUCUCACUUACCGGGACUACAAGUGCACUAACGACGCCGAAUCUGCACAUUUGAAAAAGGCCACUUCGCCCUUCGAUUUAUCCCAAAUAUACAAUGCAUACAACAAAGGUGACCAAGUGAUCAGAUCUUUUGUCAAAGGACAAUUGACAGUAGAAGAAGGUGAUGGCCACAUUUACCCACCAAGCAGCCCAGAAGCACUUUGUCCACUCAAUUCAGGCAAUGAAACCAGAUGUUUCAAAAACUACAUUAACAAUUUGACGCCAAUCACCCUUUACGUGAUCUGGUUCGUGCGUCACCACAACUACUUGGCCAGCAAGCUAGCUGAACUCAACCCAUGCUGGAGUGACGAGAAAUUAUUUAAUGUUGCUAGAAACAUGAACAUUGCCUAUUACCAACAAGUGUUGUUGUACGAAUGGUUGUCAGCACUAGAAGGUCGCAGUAAUCUCAUUAAGGCUGGUAUUAUAAACAAAUACGACGGAUUCAGAGACUUGUACGAUGAGGACGAGGAUCCUGAAGUGACUUUGGAAUUUACUUUCUGCUUGCGUUGGUUCCAUUUGAUGCAGUCUACUACUGCUAAGUUCUACGACAGAUAUGGUAAUUAUAUCAAGGAUUACCCACUACUGAAGACUACAUUCCGUACUGGAUUCCUUGGACAAGGUGACAAUAUUGAGUACUUUACCCAGAAUAUGAUGAGAGAUGGAUGCCGUGCUUAUGACAGCUCCAUUGAACAUGACUUUGCCAAUGACGCCUUACCUGGUGUGCAAAGGAGCCUUGACGUCGCAGCUGGAGAUAUAAAUAAAGGUCGCAAUCUUGGAGUGGCUCCUUACGUCGACUAUGUGAAACACUUCACAGGCAUUGAAAUCAAUUGCUUCGAAGAUUUGGCUGCAUUCAUACCAGUAGCUAAAAUAGAAGUAUUGAAAAGUUUGUUCGGAGAUGUGAAAGACAUAGACUUAAUAGUUGGUCUCUGGGUAGAGGAGCCGAUGAAAGGGGGUCACAUUCCUCUCACCUUUGCCAGUAUCAUUAAUGAUAAUAUGAAGAGGUCUUUGAAGGGUGACAGACAUUGGUACGAGAGACCAAACAGGCCUGAUGCCUUUACUCGGGCUCAACUUAAGGAGAUCAGGAAAGCUUCAAUAGCUCGUUUACUGUGCGAUGUAGGUGAUGGCAUCUCCGAAGUGCCUAGAAACGCCAUCUACAACAUUUCUCCCAAGAACCCACUGGUGAGUUGUGACAAAAUUAAAGGCAUUAACUUCAGUGCCUGGGCCGACAACACUUGUAAGAGCAGUUAA
Messenger RNA from Spodoptera litura, 1590 nucleotides. The record is from RefSeq and is a predicted model, not a curated record. Lineage: Eukaryota; Metazoa; Arthropoda; Insecta; Lepidoptera; Noctuidae.